GCCGCUGUGGCCGGUGAGGAGCCCGGCGGCGGGGCAGCGUUCCUCUUUCUCACUCGGCUCACUUGCCCACUUGGCUCGGGAGGCUGAGAGGAAACGGUCUCUGGCCUGUCAGGAGGACCAUUGGUGCUGUGGUGGAAGCCAGCGUCUAAGUCUUGUGUAUGGCGUGGUUAAGGUUGCAGCCUCUCACCUCUGCCUUCCUCCAUUUCGGGCUGGUUACUUUUGUGCUCUUCCUGAAUGGUCUUCGGGCAGAGGCUGGUAGCUCAAGAGAUGUGCCCAGCACAGGGCAGAACAAUGAGUCCUGCUCAGGGUCAUCAGACUGCAAAGAGGGCGUCAUCCUACCAAUCUGGUAUCCAGAGAACCCUUCCCUUGGGGACAAGAUUGCCAGGGUCAUUGUCUAUUUUGUGGCCCUAAUAUACAUGUUCCUUGGGGUGUCUAUCAUUGCUGACCGCUUCAUGGCAUCUAUUGAAGUCAUCACCUCUCAAGAGAGGGAGGUGACUAUCAAAAAGCCCAAUGGAGAGACCAGCACGACCACAAUUCGAGUCUGGAAUGAAACUGUCUCCAAUCUGACCCUGAUGGCCCUGGGUUCCUCUGCUCCUGAGAUUCUCCUCUCUUUAAUCGAGGUAUGUGGUCAUGGGUUCAUGGCUGGUGACCUGGGGCCUUCUACCAUUGUAGGCAGUGCAGCCUUCAACAUGUUCAUCAUCAUCGGCCUCUGCAUCUAUGUGAUCCCUGAUGGAGAGACUCGAAAGAUCAAGCACCUACGGGUUUUCUUUGUCACUGCUGCUUGGAGUAUCUUUGCCUACAUCUGGCUCUAUAUGAUCCUGGCAGUCUUCUCUCCUGGUGUGGUGCAAGUUUGGGAAGGCCUCCUCACUCUCUUCUUCUUUCCAGUGUGUGUCCUUUUGGCCUGGGUGGCAGAUAAACGACUGCUCUUCUACAAAUACAUGCACAAAAAAUACCGCACAGAUAAGCACCGAGGAAUUAUCAUAGAGACAGAGGGUGAGCACCCAAAGGGCAUCGAGAUGGAUGGGAAAAUGAUGAAUUCCCACUUCCUAGAUGGAAAUCUGGUGCCUCUAGAGGGGAAGGAGGUAGAUGAGUCCCGCAGGGAGAUGAUCCGGAUUCUCAAGGACCUGAAACAAAAACAUCCAGAGAAGGACCUAGAUCAGCUGGUGGAGAUGGCCAAUUACUAUGCUCUUUCCCACCAACAGAAGAGCCGCGCCUUCUACCGAAUCCAGGCCACUCGCAUGAUGACUGGGGCAGGCAAUAUCCUGAAGAAACACGCAGCAGAACAAGCCAAGAAAACCUCCGGCCUGAGCGAGGCCCACACUGAAGAGCCUGAGGACUUCGUCUCUAAGGUCUUCUUUGACCCAUGUUCUUACCAGUGCCUGGAGAACUGUGGUGCUGUCCUGCUGACGGUGGUGAGGCAAGGGGGAGACCUGUCUAAGGCAGUGUCUGUGGACUACAAAACAGAGGAUGGGUCUGCCAACGCAGGGGCUGACUAUGAGUUCACUGAGGGCACCGUGGUCCUGAAACCAGGAGAGACCCAGAAAGAAUUCUCUGUGGGGAUCAUUGAUGAUGACAUUUUUGAGGAGGAUGAGCACUUCUUUGUGCGGCUAAGCAAUGUACGUAUAGAAGAGGAGCACCAGGAGGAAGGAAUGCCUCCAAUACUCAACAAUCUUCUGUUGCCUCGGGCUGUCCUGGUACCUCCAUGUUUGGCCACGGUUACUAUCUUGGAUGAUGACCAUGCAGGCAUCUUCACUUUUGAAUGUGAUACCAUUCGUGUCAGUGAAAGUACUGGCAUUAUGGAGGUCAAGGUUCUGCGGACAUCAGGCGCCCGGGGCACAGUUAUUGUCCCCUUUAGGACAGUAGAAGGGACAGCCAAGGGUGGCGGUGAAGACUUUGAAGACACAUACGGGGAGUUGGAAUUCAAGAACGAUGAAACAGUGAAAACCAUAAGGGUUAAAAUAGUAGAUGAGGAGGAAUACGAAAGGCAAGAGAAUUUCUUCAUUGUCCUUGGUGAACCGAAAUGGAUGGAACGUGGAAUAUCAGCGCUCCUGUUAUCUCCAGAGGUGACAGACAGGAAGCUGACUAUGGAGGAAGAGGAGGCCAAGAGGAUAGCAGAAAUGGGAAAGCCAGUAUUGGGUGAACACCCCAAACUAGAGGUCAUCAUUGAAGAAUCCUAUGAGUUCAAGACUACAGUGGACAAACUGAUCAAGAAGACAAACCUGGCCAUGGUUGUAGGGACCCAUUCCUGGAGGGACCAGUUCAUGGAGGCAAUCACUGUCAGUGCGGCAGGGGAUGAGGAUGAAGAGGAAUCAGGGGAGGAGAGGCUGCCGUCCUGCUUUGACUACGUCAUGCAUUUCCUGACCGUCUUCUGGAAGGUGCUGUUUGCCUGUGUGCCCCCGACAGAGUACUGCCACGGCUGGGCCUGCUUCGUUGUCUCCAUCCUCAUCAUUGGCAUGCUCACCGCCAUCAUCGGGGACCUGGCCUCCCACUUCGGCUGCACCAUUGGUCUCAAGGAUUCAGUCACAGCUGUUGUUUUUGUUGCAUUUGGCACCUCUGUGCCAGAUACGUUUGCCAGCAAAGCUGCUGCCCUCCAGGAUGUGUACGCAGACGCCUCCAUUGGCAACGUUACAGGCAGCAACGCUGUCAAUGUCUUCCUGGGAAUUGGCCUGGCCUGGUCCGUGGCCGCCAUCUACUGGGCCCUGCAGGGACAGGAGUUCCAUGUGUCAGCGGGCACGCUGGCCUUCUCAGUCACCCUUUUCACCAUCUUUGCAUUUGUCUGCAUCAGUGUGCUCUUGUACCGACGGCGGCCACACCUGGGCGGGGAGCUUGGUGGCCCUCGUGGCUGCAAGCUUGCUACGACGUGGCUCUUCGUGAGCCUGUGGCUCCUCUACAUACUCUUUGCCACACUGGAGGCCUAUUGCUACAUUAAGGGGUUCUGAGUCACAGAACAAGGCCUCCAGCGGGACAGGCCUCAGACUUCUCCUAGGAGAAGGGCACUUCCCCACCAGUGACCAUUCCAGGUUGAGCAGCCCUGGAGAGGCAACAUCAGGGCUCAAGCCCCAGGGACUUCACCUGCCCUGGCAGUGCACUGGAACAAGUCCUAAUCAAACAGUCAGACUGAGGAGACAUCCACCUUCCAAAGUAUUUCCUUAAAUAUAAAUCAACAACAGCAACAAAUCCACUUCUACCCCAUCCUCCCGCACAUGUCCCAAACCCACAGCAAAGGUCAGACAGACUCUUUUUCCUCCUUCUAUUUUGCCUUCUAGUUGUUCCCUUGCCUCUAGUUUCUUUGGGGGCAGGGCUUCUCCCAUCUGUCCAAUGUGAUGCAACAUGAUUCUCUCAUUCAGCUUGGCAAGGAGUGAAAAUGAAUCCUGCCUGUGUGGCUAGUUUGGAGUUCUCUUUUUCAUUGUGACCAUUAUUGUGGUUGCUUUUAUUUUUCCACAAGGUUUUUCUUAUCUUGUCUUUUCUUCCAGAAGUUAGGGACAAAGGUGCCAUAAAGGAGCUCCAAGUCUGAGCCAGCAGAUGGGGCAUGGGUUUUCAGGCACACAUACUCUCACUCUUAGGAGGUCACAGCUAUUACUUGGCUCAAUAAGAUCCUAUCAUUUCUCUCUUUUUUUCUCUAAGCUCUUUGGAGGACUGAUGAUGCUUAGGUGAAGUAAGCUCAACUUGGGGAGCAAGAGGAGCUUUAUUUGCUUGCAUUGAAAUCAAGUCAAAAACAAGCAAUGGUCCUCCUUGUCCACAUCUUUCCAUUCUAUAUGCCUUGUUUCAGUGUUUUAGGUGCAUCCUCCUGCAGAAAGUCCCACCAAAUGGGUACUUAUGGGACAAAAGUUGGAAUAGUACAUGAUGGCAAAAGGCAGCUGAGCAAACAACGGGAUAGACAUGCCUUCUCAAAUAUCUCUGGCUUUGCAUGUGAGGCAGGAGAGAAGAGGUGUCCAACCAGUGAAAUCUUUAAGGGAAAAGACUAUGCAGUAUUGAAAAUGUCAGUGUUUCUGAGAAAUGUCAGCUUCACCACCACCUCGCUUCCUUAUGCACCACACUAAGAGGGCUGACUAUAUUUCUUGAAGUAAUGCAAGAAUUUAGAGAUUUAUAAGAAAACAAGGGGAUUCUUCCACCUCUCCUGGUCCUGAGGCCAGAUGUGAAAGAAUUUUCACAAGAUAGGAACUGGAAUUCCUCAUUUAUUCCAUGUUCCUGCUUGUUUUUAACCUUCAUGAAGCACUUUUUCCAGAUAGUGGGGUAUCUCCCCCCCACCAAGAAGAAUCUUAGUCACUGUAAUCCCACGGAGUGUAGAAAAAGAGACUGACAUGCCCUAUGGACCUUUUCCCAGUGGAUUUUUGAAAGGACCUGGCUUUAAAACACACAAACACAAAUAAACACACAUAUGACAUCACCACGAAACUACCCACAGAAUUUUAGGCUUUCUUCAUUGACAUGAAUACAUUUUCUAAGGGGAAAAAUAAAAACAAACUGUUUAAUUUUAAACACAUUUUUUAAGAAAAAAUAACUAAAAAAGAAACAGUGCUGGUGUCAUAAGCUAUGUUGACAGUUGCCAGUGGAAAUACUGAGUUGGUUUAAAAAAAAAAAAUAAAAGCUCUACUUAUAUCUCUCUACAUA
Heterocephalus glaber (naked mole-rat) is the source of this 4611-nucleotide messenger RNA. RefSeq names its product solute carrier family 8 member A3 (gene Slc8a3). Gene Ontology annotation, biological process: cell communication; calcium ion import across plasma membrane; sodium ion transmembrane transport. Gene Ontology annotation, cellular component: sarcolemma; postsynapse; axon. The record is from RefSeq and is a predicted model, not a curated record. NCBI's taxonomy places the organism in Eukaryota, Metazoa, Chordata, Mammalia, Rodentia, Bathyergidae. Gene Ontology annotation, molecular function: calcium:sodium antiporter activity.